CAGCAGCUAGAGCGCCCAGAGGGGGCAGGGGGUGUCCGGGGUGGAGAGGCGGCGGGCAGGUGGGCGUGAAACCGUUUCCCUACCCCCUUGAAAGCGGAGCCAGAUGGUGAGCGUCCUGACCACCCUGGAGCGCAGGUUCAACCUGCAGAGCGCAGACGUGGGUGUGAUCGCCAGCAGCUUCGAGAUUGGAAACCUGGCGCUCAUCCUCUUCGUGAGCUACUUCGGGGCACGCGGACACCGCCCUCGCCUCAUCGGCUGCGGUGGUAUCGUCAUGGCGCUGGGCGCACUGCUCUCUGCCCUGCCAGAGUUCCUGACCCACCAGUACAAGUACGAGGCUGGCGAGAUCCGCUGGGGCGCUGAGGGCCGCGACGUCUGCGCUGCCAACGGCUCAGGUGGCGACGAGGGGCCCGACCCUGACCUCAUCUGCCGCAACAGGACGGCCACCAACAUGAUGUACUUGCUGCUCAUUGGGGCCCAGGUGCUCCUGGGCAUCGGUGCUACCCCCGUGCAGCCCCUGGGGGUCUCCUACAUCGACGACCAUGUGCGGAGGAAGGACUCCUCGCUUUACAUAGGAAUCCUGUUCACAAUGUUGGUAUUUGGACCUGCCUGUGGAUUUAUUCUGGGCUCUUUCUGUACCAAAAUCUACGUGGAUGCAGUCUUCAUUGACACAAGUAACCUGGACAUCACUCCAGAUGACCCCCGCUGGAUCGGAGCCUGGUGGGGUGGCUUUCUGCUCUGCGGUGCCUUACUCUUCUUCUCCUCCCUCUUGAUGUUCGGGUUCCCACAGUCCCUGCCCCCACACUCAGACCCCGCCAUGGAGAGUGAGCAGGCCAUGCUCCCAGAAAGAGAAUAUGAGAGGCCCAAGCCCAGCAAUGGGGUCCUGAGGCACCCCCUGGAGCCAGAUAGCAGUGCCUCCUGCUUCCAGCAACUGAGAGUGAUCCCUAAGGUCACCAAGCACCUGCUCUCUAACCCUGUGUUCACCUGCAUCAUCCUGGCUGCCUGCAUGGAGAUCGCGGUGGUGGCUGGUUUUGCUGCCUUCCUGGGGAAGUACCUGGAGCAGCAGUUUAACCUCACCACUUCUUCUGCCAACCAGCUGCUUGGGAUGACUGCAAUUCCGUGCGCCUGUCUGGGAAUCUUCCUGGGUGGUCUCCUGGUGAAGAAGCUCAGCCUGUCCGCCCUGGGAGCUAUUCGGAUGGCCAUGCUUGUCAACCUGGUGUCCACGGCUUGCUAUGUCUCCUUCCUCUUCCUGGGCUGUGACACGGGCCCUGUGGCUGGGGUUACUGUUCCCUAUGGAAACAACUCAGCUCGUGGCUCUGCCCUGGACCCCUAUUCACCCUGCAAUAAGAACUGCGAAUGCCAAACCGACUCCUUCACUCCAGUGUGUGGGGCAGACGGCAUCACCUACCUGUCGGCCUGCUUUGCGGGCUGCAACAGCACGAAUCUCACAGGCUGUGCGUGCCUCACCACCAUCCCCCCUGAGAAUGCGACCGUGGUUCCCGGAAAAUGCCCCAGUCCCGGGUGCCAAGAGGCCUUCCUCACCUUCCUCUGUGUGAUGUGCGUCUGCAGCAUGAUUGGUGCCAUGGCCCAGACACCCUCAGUCAUCAUCCUUAUCAGGACAGUCAGCCCUGAACUCAAGUCCUACGCCCUAGGAGUUCUUUUUCUCCUCCUCCGUUUGUUGGGCUUCAUCCCUCCACCGCUCAUCUUUGGGGCCGGCAUCGACUCCACCUGCCUGUUCUGGAGCACGUUCUGUGGGGAGCAAGGCGCCUGCGUCCUCUAUGACAACGUGGUAUACAGAUACCUGUACGUCAGCAUCGCCAUCGCCCUCAAGUCCUUCGCCUUCAUCCUCUACACCACCACGUGGCAGUGCCUGAGGAAAAACUAUAAACGCUACAUCAAAAACCACGAGGGCGGGCUGAGCACCAGUGAGUUCUUUGCCUCUACUCUGACCCUAGACAAUCUGGGGAGGGACCCUGUGCCUGCACACCAGACACAUAGGACAAAAUUUAUCUACAACCUGGAAGACCAUGAGUGGUGUGAAAACAUGGAAUCCGUUUUAUAGUGACUAAAGGAGGGCUGAACUCCGCGUUAGUAAUCAAAGGGUCAUUUUUCUUAAGAAAACAGAAAAAAGGGUUUCAAAAAAAAAAUUCAAAACACACAUACACACACACACACACACACACACACACACACACACACAACCUUUGUCCUUUUUCUCAAAAAUCAGAGCCAGACAGGAUUCAGAAUAAGGAGAGAAUGGGAUUGUCCUGGAGGACGCUCGCACUGCUGGGGCUCACAGUCUACUUUGAAGGCACCUCAUGGUUUUCAGGAUGCCGACAGCUGCAAGCAACAGGCACUGCCAAAUUCAGGGAACAGUGGUGGCCAGCUUGGAGGAUGGACAUUUCUGGAUAUGUACACACAUACAAAACAAAAAUCAUAUAAAAACAAAAGUCUACUAAAAAGCAAACAAACAAACAACCCAAGUUCAAGUUGAGAACAUUGCCAGAUUAAGCACUAGUGACAUACCCAGUGCCACCCUCUCCCUCCUGGUGGGGGUGGGGAGGUGCACAAGUCUGAGGGGUGGAAGCCCUGCCCCUCUCUAACUUUUGCAAUAUGGGUCACUGUGUAGACGAUUCACCCAGUCUGCAUGUGGUUCAAGGCCCCAGAGUUCUCUCAGCGAUGCUAAUGGGUGAUCCAUGCUGGAGUGUGUAAUUGGCACCUCUCACCAGCUCCACUUCCAUGUUCAAGACUGAGGGUCCAAGGGGGAGCCGAGUGGGAGGCCAGCACCUCCCCUUCCCCUGGCAACACCUCCCUGCGGUGAUGCCCACCUCCCCCCUGCCCCACAGAGUGACCUCAGGAAGCUGUGGGCCUUGCCUGGCUAUGACUGACCUGCUCAGAGCCGGUAAGCCCCAAACACAGUCCAAGUCAUUUGCUUACAUUUGCCAAACAUUUUGCCAUUUUUUCAAAAAAAAAAAAAAAUACAAUGCAUAUGAAUUUCAAACUGUUGUAUGUAUAAUCCUCUAAUACUAUUUUUAACUACUUCUAAAACCUGUGUUAACCCUUCAGUCACUAACACAGUUCUAUAGAUUGGAUUUAUUAUGCUGGUUGCUUUUACUUUUCUCAUUUUUUUAAUGCACCAAAAAUAUAAUGUGAUUCAAGGGAUGCAAUUAAUCUAUUGUAAUUUUUAUCAUUUUAUUUUCACUUAGAUAUUCUGAAAAAAAAAAAGAAUAUACAAUGUGUUACAAGGAAAAAAAAUGCUUCAAAAAGGGUGUAUAAUGCAGCCUGCCUUUAAAAGAAUCACAUUUGAGACAACAGGGGAUAAUGUGAUGAAUUGCAAAUUUGCCUUCUGGCUUUAUUUCCCAUGAUUCAGUGAUCACUGUCAUGGGAAGCCCUUUUAUAUUCAAACUUCACAUUCCAAGAGGCGUUCUUUUCAGCCUGUAGAGAAGACACACUUCAAUGUGGGGUUUUUUUUUGUGUGUAUGUGUGAUGCUUCUGGGGACAGGAGAGAGAAAGUGCAGCUCCCCAACACAAGCUGUUGAGCAGGCGGUGGCAUCUGUGAUAAUAGACCACAAGCUCCGAGAAGCCAUCACAUGUCCAGUGCAUAGAAAUGUCAAUAGCAGUUCCAGGGCCAAUCUUGAACUAAGAGGUCUUUGUGUGUGUUUUGAAAGUGGCCGACUCUCAAACAGAGAAUGACCUUGUCAUUAUUUGGGGAACCUCUUGCAAUCAGCCCACUAAGCCUGUAUGACCAUUUCCAUAAGGAGACAGAGCAUUGGUGAGCACAGCACAUGCACAACAAAGGGUCUCAUGCUUCUUCAUGGACCCGAAAAGAUCCCAAAGUUGAGUUGGUUAGUUUGCUUUUUCACCUCAAACACCUAUUUAUAGUUUACCCACAUGGCAAGAAAAGGGUGAGGGGUGCUGGGCCAAAUUUUUUACAAAUACUGUAAAUGGGGAGGUCUGACUGACAGCACAAAACUAGAGAAAGCAUCAAGUAAAGACAAUCAAAAGGGAAGCUGUGUCACUAUCAUGGUGCAGGGCAAGUGUGAUUGGCCACCUGGGGCAGGAGGCUUCCAAAAUAUUGGCCUGUGUUCUGGAGUGUUAGGCUGUCCUUGUUCAUGAACGUGGGAAGCUCAUCAGUAAAUUAGUAAAUUAAUUAGUAAAAAAUCACCAACUGAUUCAUAUAAAAUAGAUGCUUUGUCACUCUUAAGGCCUCGGUCACCUUCUGUACAGGUUUUGGUUUGGUUUUGAAAACACACUGCUAAUAGGUCACUGCCUUCCCCUGUACUAUUGUGUUCCUCUCGACCCAGUACCCAUAUGCUGAGCCCUGUGACCCUGGUGUGUGUUUCAUGGGACUAUUCACUUUGAAAAACAAACAAACAAAAAUUUCCUAAAUGCUUUGCUUCUUGGAUUUUUUUCUUUCCCCUGAACUUUUACAAGGAAUGGGAAGAGAUGUUAGGAUAACAAAGGAAACCAACUCCAGGGCUCAGUUUCAGCAACAAUUGAAUAUCAAUUGAAAGUCCCCUGUGGCAAAAUUGCUUUCUAGUGUGUCCAAUAUCACCUUUUAAAAUUCUGUCUAGUUUUAAUUUUCCUUUUAUGCUAUAAAGAACCAUCCAAGGCUAAAUCUA
This is a messenger RNA of Ictidomys tridecemlineatus (thirteen-lined ground squirrel), 4619 nucleotides long. The record is from RefSeq and is a predicted model, not a curated record. NCBI's taxonomy places the organism in Eukaryota, Metazoa, Chordata, Mammalia, Rodentia, Sciuridae.